Messenger RNA from Dromaius novaehollandiae (emu), 2344 nucleotides. RefSeq names its product innate immunity activator protein-like. The record is from RefSeq and is a predicted model, not a curated record. Gene Ontology annotation, biological process: adherens junction maintenance; positive regulation of protein ubiquitination. NCBI's taxonomy places the organism in Eukaryota, Metazoa, Chordata, Aves, Casuariiformes, Dromaiidae. The transcript is spliced from 10 exons. The coding region runs from base 548 to 2083 and encodes 511 amino acids.
GGGGCGGGCAGGGAGGUGGCGCGGCCCCGGCGGGGCGGCGGGCCGGCUCGGGAGGCUCCUGGCCGGGAAGGUGUUGCUCACCGCUCCUCCCCUCUGACUCAAGUCAGAACAAGUCGCCCCGUUUCCCGGGCGCGGGCAGAGCCGGGGAGCGGCGGCGAGCGGCGGGCGCCCGAUCCGGCCGGCAGCCCCAGGCGGAGAAGAAACAGCGCCGUCACCCCGCGACCCGCCGCGACCGGGUGCUGCCGGGGCCCCGAGGGCCGCGCUGGGGGAACCGGAGUGUCUCGCUGCCCGACUCUGAAGAGAGGGGACAAAGCGGCCUGGCCGGGGUUUCACCCUCCUGCGCUUGAGGAGCAUCAGGCCCUACGAGCCGGCAGAGCAAACACGGACUCGCCUUCCUCCCCCCCGCAGCGAAGCGCCGGGCGCGGGAGGGGGCUGGCGGCCCCGCGGGACCCGGCGUCCGGCCGAGACGGAGCCGCAGCGCGGGGGUCCCGCCGGGAAACCCCUUCGGCCGGGGGGAAACUGAGGCACGGUGUGCCCCGGGCCCGGCAUGGAGGAGGCGAGCGACACAGACAGCGGCAUCAUGCUGCACUCGGGCCCCGACAGCCCCGUGUCGCCCGUGAAGGAGCUGCCGCGGGCGGCGCGCCGGCGGCAGCGGGAGCUGGAGGCCCGGCUGGAGGCCUGCGUGCAGGAGCUGCGGCGCCUGUGCCUGCGCGAGGCGGAGCUGACGGGGACUUUGCCCCGCGAGUUCCCGCUGAAAGCCGGCGAGAAGCCCCCCAAGGUGCGGCGGAGGAUCGGCGCCGCCUUCAAGCUGGAUGAGACCCUCGUCCUCCGCGGGGCGGACCCGCUGAGCACCCUGGAGCGGGACCUGGCGCUGCAGCUGCAGAUCGCCAAGGCCGCCCACCGCCUCUCCCGGGAGGAGAACAUCAGCAAGCAGCUGCGCAAGCGGAGGAAGACCGCGGCGCUGAAGGAGGAGAGGAAGCUGAAGGAGCUGGAGAACACCCUGAACGAGUGUCGCCUCCUGGCCGGGCGCCGGCCCGCGAGCGGUGCCGCCGAGGAGCCGGGCGCCUCGGACGCCAGCUCCCUGUCGGACGCUGCGCUGCCGGAGGAGGAGGAGGAGGAGAAGAGCCCGCCGGCCCCGGGCACCGCCGAGGCCGAAGGGCGGCCGCGCUCGCCCGCCCGCCCCGGCGCCUGGAAGGAGACCGGCCUCGACCGACGCUGCCAGACCGCCGGGGAGCCCCGGGCCGACGCCAGCCGGCCCGGCGAGAUGCCCCCCUACCCCUUCGUCCCCGUGCGGAGCCUGGCGCUGUGCCGGCGCCUGGGCUCCAGCGCUCCCGGCACGCCGGAGCCGCCGGGCCGGCGAGGACAGUCCCCGGCGCCGCGGCACGACCGCAGACCCCACAUCGCCCUUCCCGAUGGGUUCCCGCCGGAUUUCGGAAGCGGGAGGAUCCACCCGGCCCCGCGCGCCUCCUCGCCCGGGGUGCCAGGGUGCCGGGAGCCCGCCGAGCCGCGGGGCCGCAGCGCCCUGCCCCGGCGCCGACCCACCUACUACACGGCGAGCGUGCCGGCGGCCGCCUUCGCGGCGCCCGCCGUCCCGGGCCGCGCCGGCUCCGACGGCAGCAAUUCGGACGGCUCCAGCGGCUCCCACGCCACCUCUCCCGGCAGCGGCGGCAGCCCCGACGCCUCGCGUCCCGGGGACGCCCAGCGGCUCGGGAUGCCGGCGGGUCUCCGCCGCGAGCAGGACGGGGCCCCGGCGCGCUACCAGCGCUUGGUGGCCUCGCACAGCCGCGUCGUGCGGACGCCGUCGCUCAGGGAGCGGGCGCCGGGCGCCGGCCGCGGCCUCUCCAGGGCGGCCGUGUCGGAGGAGCUGCGCUGGUGGCACGAACGCGCCCGCCUCCGCGGCGCCCGGCCCCACUCGCUCGACCGCCACGGCGUUUUCCGGGUGCCCGGCCGGGAUACGUGCCCGUCGCGCGGGAGCCAGCUCCGGCCUCAGGUGCCCCCGCCGCACGCGCCGAAGCGCUCCCCGGACGGGGCGCCCGCGCGGCUCUACGCGCCCGAGAACGGCGAGAUCGUCACACAGGUGUAAGCGUCCCCCCGGCCUGGGGACCGCCGCGGGCGCCGGACGCCGGGGCCCAGGCCGCCGGGGGCGGGAGGGACGCGGCUGUCCCCGGGCGUGGGGACGUCCCCGCGGGGGCCGGGACAGGGCGUGGGGGCUGGCCCCCCGCCGCCGGGUCCUGCACCUCCGAGAGGGGCCGAGGUGCCGGAUAAACCCCCGGGAUUUGGGAUCCGGGAUCCGGGGCUGGUUUUUUUUGUCUCCUCUAUAAUAAACGUGGUCGUUUGGGUCCUC